Molecule: messenger RNA, 3659 nt
Organism: Lytechinus pictus (painted urchin)
Lineage: Eukaryota; Metazoa; Echinodermata; Echinoidea; Temnopleuroida; Toxopneustidae
Product: non-structural maintenance of chromosomes element 1 homolog
Exons: 8
Coding region: 134-790 (218 amino acids)
Biological process (GO): double-strand break repair via homologous recombination
Cellular component (GO): nucleus; Smc5-Smc6 complex
Molecular function (GO): ubiquitin-protein transferase activity
Source: RefSeq, a predicted model, not a curated record
GACGACGGAGAUGGCAGCAUAAAGUUGUAGGCAGGUUGAACUAGGAGUGGGAAUUCGAAUUUCGAAACCUUAUUUCAAGUCAAGUUAUAAAUUCAGAGAUUUUGAAGAUCAAUAAGUUUAACAAGGAAGCAAGAUGAAGGACGAACAUAAACUGAUGAUACAAACAUUGAUGUCAAGAGGUCUGGUAGGAGAGAGAGAACUCAAAGAUAUCUAUAAAACUAUUCAACAAAGAUGUGAGGUGAGAGACAGUCCUACUUUGAAUGAGUUCAAGAAUAUCAUUAACAAGAAACUUAGGGAGGUUUCCAUGGAGAUACGACAAAAACCUGAUGAAGAUACUGGAGAACAGAAGUAUGCUUUGGUACAGACGAUGGAAUCAGAUCUUGGAAAGCUUACCACAGACUAUCUUCCUCAGCAGCUCGAGCUAUUCAAGAAAACAGUUGGUCUGAUAAUGGAUUCUCCUGAAGGAAUGGCAUCAUCUACAGAUAUCUUGAAUCUCAAACUAGAGAGGUUGACUAAGCAAGAUGCACAGGAAACACUUAAUAAGUUUGUCAAGGAACAAUGGCUAAAUCAGGGUGAGGGCUAUGUGUGGAUGACUGGUAGAUCUAUCAUGGAACUUGAGAUGUACCUUAGAAAGACAUAUCAACCAGAUAAAUGUUGGCACUGCAAGGAUAUGGUUAUCAAGGGCCAGGUAUGCACCCAAUGUGAAAUCAAGUUACAUGGAUACUGCCUUGAUAGACUGUUUACAGAUCGUAGGAGAGUUUGUCCAAAUUGUGGCCAACAUUGGUCCUGAUUAACAGUGGAAAGUUGGAGAGAACAGACAUCCAGCAAGCACAUCUGCAGGUGCCAUUGACGUCCAGAUAUGACUUUUUAACCAGCCUUAGGAUUAAGGUCAGGGAUUUAAUACGAUCCUCAACAAAGAGAUGACUUAGUUUGACUAUCAUUUGGAGCACUAUGCGUUAUCAGUGUUUGUGAAACUUGAAUCUGUCAAACCCAGUUAGUUGAAUGAUGCACAUUGUCUGUGUCAAAAGUCAACUCCAGUAGCAUACUGAGUGAUGCCAAUAGACGACAUUUAUAUGGUCAGCAUUAAUUUGUCCGUCUGCUUCUUCACAAAGCUUUAUAAUCAAUCACAUCACUGGUUUUUAAUAUGAUCAAUCACGACGUUUUUGUCUCGCCUGAACAACAUUCUUGUUUUUUGUUCAACAUUUCUUCAUUUCUUCUUCAGUUAUGUUCAGACUUGGUACAUAUCAUCCUUGGAUAAUACCACAUGUGUGUCCAUGAAAAUGAUGGGUAAAAUGUCAUCUACAGGUCAAAAGGUCAAAUGAUAUGCGGUCGUGUCCAUCUUUUUUAGAAGUUUUUGUUCAAAUUGCUCUUGUUUCUUUUUAUCUUCAUCAAUUAUGUUUACACUUGGUACAUAUGAUCCUUGGGUGAUACCACGUGUAUUUUAUUGAUCGCAAAAUCAGGUGAGACUCUUUUUUUAUUUUUAUUGGUGUAUGAAGUUAAUAGCAACUGCUAAGAUCUUGUCUUUGAUCUAAGAUAUAGGAACAGUUCCAAGUUUGAUAAAGCUUGUUUUUAAAUGUUUUUUUUUUUCACUUUUGAUGUCUUUUGUCUGACAUCUUUGUUGAAGUGACAUAAUAUGUGGUACAAACAAAUGUAGGAUAAAACUUUUGUUUGUUUUUUUCUUCAAACCUAUUCAAAGCUUAUACAGUGAUCCAAUAGGAAACACUUCUGCAGAUGUUUCAAUCAUUCUGAAAAUGGACGAAAGAAUUUCUCUUUUUUACCAUUCUGAGCUCUUUUCAUAUGAUUUUCCUUAUUUUUGAUAACUGCACAGUUCUACGGUAGGUGCUUUCUCUUUCUUAUUUUUGAAACUUCAGAAGGAAGGACUGGGGGCCGUUUCAUAAAGCUGUUUGUAAGUUAAAGAUAAAUUCCAGUUCUGGUAACGAUCUCAAAAUGAUUUUUUACAGAAUCCAAUAUAAUGACCACCCAAGUGUCUGUUUGUAUGAAUAAAAAAUCUGUGCCAAAGGAUUCUGGAAGAAAUUGUGUAAUUGCUGAGAAAUAAGCAAAAUAAGCGCGGAUUUGGUCACUUACGUCGGGUCUUUAUUCCAACAAUAAUAAUACACUGUCCCAUGUGUGCCUAUCUGUGUUGGCGAUCUUUAGUGUGACCAUAUUUCAGCUUAGAUUUUAUGAUUUCACAAAGUUCAGUUUAUGUAACUGUACCAGAUCUAGAUCCACGAUGAUAUAGUCAUACUUAACCUUGGUUUUACAGAAUUUCUCACGGAAUUAGUGUUUUACUGCAAUUACUAUCAUUUAGCUUUAAGAACGACUGGUGAACCCUUCUUACGCACUAAACCAUCGCCAAUUCAAUAUACCUUUUACCACAAGAAAUGAUCACCAGUCGUUCUUAAAGUCGCUCUUAACUUAAGAACAGCUUUAUGAAACACCCACCAGGUAUCAUUAUUUCUAUGUAGUUGUAGCAGAUCUUUUUGCAUUAAAAUGGAGAAAUGAAAUGAUAGGUCAUCACCCAAGGUUUGCUGCUCAAAUAUACACCAUGGGGGUGUUUCACAAAGAUUUAAGUGUGACUUAUUGUCAGAUCGUGUCAUGAGGACGUGCACUACUGUGUAUCUAUCAAUAAGAUUGUGCAUUGCAUAUCAUAUAUGCCAGCAUUUAAGUGUGACUUAAGUCAUACGUAAAUCUUUGUGAAACACCCCCCAUAUCACACAAAAGCAAUGCCUGUUACUUCAUGAAAUGAUUUGUGAUAUCUAAUCUUGUACAUUUGCUUCUCUACUUCUUUUCUGACCUACUUUUGGUGUAGUAGUUGUCUUCUGAAUGUAAAACUGAUAUGAUCUUUGAACGCUUGCCUGUUGAUCGUUGAAGGUUUGCCUGUUGGUACUGAAAAGGUGAGGGAUUUAGUUCACCAUGUGAUUAACUGUUAGAAAUGAAAAGAGAAAGAUAAGAGCGAGAAGUACAGUAUCUUUCAGGAUAAAAGCCCUGGGGGCGGGGGGGGGGGGGGUCUGAGGCAGUCAAAUGUAUUGCUGUACACAUGCGUGACCAAAUUAUUUCCAAACACCCCCUAAACAAUUUUUUUGCGGGUUUUAUUUACACAAUUUAGCCCCUAAACAAGUUGUUGCCAGAGUAUGACCUCGGGGGGGGGGGGGGGGGGAACUUGAGAAAAAAAACAUACCCUAAAUACGUUUUACCAUUGACCGGUGUUUCAAAACCACCCAUUUUCUUAAAAAUCUGUGUUUUUGAUACCCUUAACGAGUGCAUACGCAGCCCGCGUCAAAAAACUGAAAAUGAGCACCCGUUUAAAUGCGUUUUUUGGUACAGCGAUAUAUUUGACUACCACCCCCCCCCCCCCCCCCCCCCCGAAUAUUGGAGCAGAAGAGUAUACGGGUUAAGAAGAUCUGGUAGGGAUGAGCAAUGAUGGGCUGUCUAGUUGCCUCAAUGCAUUUUACUCUAUUUUAUCAUCUUAUCACUCCAUCAUACAAUUGUAAACUUCUCCCAUAUUACCUGAACAUCAGUGUUUUGUCAAAGCAUAAAGUGAAUUUUGAAGAAAAAGAAGCCAUAUUAAUGAAAUUGAUAACCUUUACUGAUAUAACGGUUAUGUAUAUAAAAUGUAUGAUAUUUAAGAAGGUUUUAUUAAAGAAAAUUGUAAAAAGUUA